Exserohilum turcica Et28A is the source of this 1026-nucleotide messenger RNA. RefSeq lists its product as uncharacterized. Bases 1 to 1026 code for a protein of 341 amino acids. NCBI's taxonomy places the organism in Eukaryota, Fungi, Ascomycota, Dothideomycetes, Pleosporales, Pleosporaceae. The transcript is spliced from 2 exons. Gene Ontology annotation, biological process: cytochrome c-heme linkage. Gene Ontology annotation, molecular function: holocytochrome-c synthase activity. The record is from RefSeq and is a predicted model, not a curated record. Gene Ontology annotation, cellular component: mitochondrion.
AUGGGUUGGUUUUGGGCAGACAGCACACCUGCUGCGCCGGCUGCGCGCGUUGCUCCGCAUCCCAUGCCGCGAGGCAGUAUGGAGCCUCCCCCCGAAUGUCCAAUGCACAAGAAGCCCGCGCCGCCCGUUGUCGCAGAGAAGACCCCGCAAGGCGCCUGUCCCUACGUCCCACCUGAGAAAUCCUCCGCUGGUGCAUCGGAACCGCCACCAAAGACCGGCCUACUCGCCCGACUCAACCCUCUAAACAACAUGUUCUCGGACCUGUCCAACGAGCGCGCAGAGAAGCAAGCCCAAACCCUACCUCUUGAGCGCGAAACGUCUACGAUUCCCAAGGGCGACGGCUCGCUGUGGGAAUACCCCUCACCCCAGCAAAUGUACAACGCCAUGCUGCGCAAAGGAUACACCGACACGGACAUUACCGCCGUAGAAAGCAUGGUGGGCGUGCACAACUUCUUAAAUGAGGGCGCAUGGGCGGAAAUCAUGGGCUGGGAACGCCGCUUCUCUCGCGGCCUCGCCGAAGGCUACGAGAUCUGCAAGAAAGGCGAAGACGUAGCCAACUUCAUGCUCGGCACAGCCGAGAACCCAUUCGACACGACAACAUGGGACCAAAAGGACAUUCCGCCUCCAAAACUCCUCCGCUUCACCGGUCGCCCGACGGAGCCGACGCCAAAAUCCCAGAUCCUGCAGUGGCUGGGCUACGUUAUGCCAGAGAGGUUCGGUACUGCCCCGCCGUUUGACCGCCACGACUGGUUCGUCGAGCGCUGCAACGAAAAGGGCUGCAAGGAGAUUCGCUACGUAAUCGACUAUUACGAGGGUGCGCCCGAAGCCACGGGCGAGCCCGUCUUCUACCUCGACGUCAGACCUGCCGUUGAUGGGCCUACGAGUGCCGCUGAACGCCUGAUUAGAAGCGGUACUGAUCUCUGGUGGAGGGCAUCCGGAGGCGUCACGAGAGAAAUCAAGAGGCUCGAGGCUGAGAAGAAGGCUAAGGAAGACGAGUGGGCUGCUAAGAGCAGACAAUACAAUUAA